AUGAAUGAAAAACCUAAAGAAGUGAUGAAUGAUAAUAAAGAAAACGAAACAAAUUCACCUCAAACAGAAGAAGACGAAAAACUUCCGUUAUCUUUUCGAAUCUCACUUGCAAGAUACAAAUUAUCUAACAAUGUUGAAAAAAUUUGUAAAUUCUUAGAAGAAGUUGCAGAAAAAGGAAAUCAAAAAAUGAUUACAAGAGCAAUUGAAGAAGGGCUUUGUGAUAAGUUUGACCCAAAUGGCUUAAAAGUGAUUCAUCUAGCAGGCGAAAAAGGAAACCUCAAACUUGUUAAAUCUCUCAUUGAAUGUGGUAUUGAUAAAGAUCAAUUGACGCGCUAUGGACAGACUCCACUUGUUCGCGCAUCAGCUUAUGGCCAACUUGAAGUUGUUAAGUAUCUUGUUUCACUUGGAGCUGAGAAACAUAAAGAUGCACUCUAUUUUGCAGCAUAUGAAGGUCAUCUUGAAGUUGUUAAAAUAUUAGUUACUGUUGGAAAACAUCGAGUUAACGAAAGUAAAUGGGGUCUUACUCCAAUCAUUGCGGCAUCACAACGAGGUCAGCUUGAAGUUGUUAAAUAUCUUAUCUCUGUUGGAGCUAGAAUACAAUUGAAUGAUUAUGAUGAAUAUUCUGCAAUCGUUUGGGCGGCAGGAAAUGGUCAUCUUGAAGUCGUAAAAUAUCUUGUCUCAAUUGGAGGCGACUAUAAUGCUAAGGAGCAUAGUGGAAGAACAGCACUCUCGGUUGCUAAAGGUAAAGUCAGAGAAUAUCUAUUAUCUAUUGGAGCUGUAUAA
Messenger RNA from Trichomonas vaginalis G3, 783 nucleotides. Its product is annotated as spectrin binding. The coding region runs from base 1 to 783 and encodes 260 amino acids. Gene Ontology annotation, molecular function: protein binding. The record is from RefSeq and is a predicted model, not a curated record. The transcript has a single exon. NCBI's taxonomy places the organism in Eukaryota, Parabasalia, Trichomonadida, Trichomonadidae.